Molecule: messenger RNA, 1863 nt
Organism: Camponotus floridanus (Florida carpenter ant)
Lineage: Eukaryota; Metazoa; Arthropoda; Insecta; Hymenoptera; Formicidae
Product: CDK5 regulatory subunit-associated protein 3
Exons: 9
Coding region: 193-1740 (515 amino acids)
Biological process (GO): regulation of cyclin-dependent protein serine/threonine kinase activity; regulation of mitotic cell cycle
Cellular component (GO): endomembrane system
Source: RefSeq, a predicted model, not a curated record
AUUACUGUGUCUAAAGUUUCUUUUAUUACGUAUCAUUUUUGUCAAGGGGACAGCCGGUGCUGCAGACAAUCGAGUGCGUCACUGUUGUCAUAUGACGGCAAGAGAAAAACAGCUGUUAUAACCUCUGUUAUAAUUCCAAUUGAUGACAGAUUUACGAUUUCCUAAAAAAAGAAGCUCAUUAGAUUUAGCAAUAUGCAGGAACAAGAUAUUCCAAUUGACAUUAAUACUGGCAAGUUAUUGGACUGGUUGAUUAACCGAAGGCAUUGCAAAAAAGACUGGCAUACAAAUGUCUGGACCAUCAGGGAAAAAAUUAAUAAUGCAAUACAGAAUAUGCCUGCCCAUGAUGGCAUUGCAUCAUUGUUAUUUGGCGCUUAUAUAAAUUAUUUUUAUUGUGUCAAAAUUGUAGAAAUUUUGAAGGAAACGGAAGCAGACACAAAAAAUUUAUUUGGUCGUUAUGGUUCGCAAAGAAUGAAAGAUUGGCAAGAGAUUUUACGAUUGUAUGAAAGAGAUAAUAUAUAUCUUGCUGAAGCUGCACAAAUGCUCAUAAGAAAUGUCAAUUAUGAGGUCCCCAGUAUUAAGAAACAGAUACAAAAAUUAGAACAAUCUCUGAUUGAUUUCGAAAAGAAGGAGGCAGAGUAUAAAAAGUCAGAAAAUAUUGCACAUACAGAAUAUAAUACAUUGUGCAAACAAUUAGGUAUAACUGGCUACAGCACAGUUAGACAUGAACUGAUGGAAAAAGUCAAAGAACUGCCAGAAAUUUACCAGAGAGUAGCAGAAAAGACAACGAGUUUAAACAAAGUUGUCGAAUUUUAUAGUGCAUUUGUAGAGUUUACUUUCGGCCAGCAGUAUGACAGUAAUUGUGUAUCUAUAAUUAAAUAUGUAAUCGAGAAAGGAGACACAACAACAUUUGAAUAUACUUACGGAGAAGCACCAGCGUCGAUAAUUGAACCACCUUUAAAUAUUAAAGCUGAUGAAGAUGAAAGUAAUGAAAGAGCUAGUGUAAAUAUUGACAGCAAUACUAUUGAUUUUGGCAACUUAGAUCUAAAUCAAGAAAUUGAUUUCGGCGAAGAAGUUAAUUUGGAUGCAGGAGGCGAUAUUGAUUGGGGAGAUGAAGAUGUAGAACAACCUGCUGCGACGGAAAUAGACUACAAUAUCUCUCUGGAGGAAUCGGGUAUAGUUGUAGAAACAGCGGGUCACGAAGGUGGUGUAGCUACAGGAUCUGACGCAUACACGAUAUUGGACAAUCCAGUAACGAGAUCGGAAUUUAUCAAUCAACUGUUUGAGUUAGAGGCAUUUUUGAAAUUACGUUUAUACGAGUUUAAAGGCGAUGACAGAAACAACCUCCUGAGUUUUAGUCAGAUGCAAAAUGCUUCGCCUAUUCUGCAACUUUCCACCACAGAGACCACUCAGAAUAUGCUGGACAAUGUUCAAAUUGUCCUUUCAGAGAUAUUACAUAGCAAUGUACAGCAUUUGCAUAAUAUCAAACAUUAUUCAAGGUAUGUGGAUGUAGUGACAGCCACUUUAAAGCAAAAAUUAAACCUGAUUGAUAGAAUGGUAACCCAACAAAAAUCCAUGCGACAAAAGCAAGAAGAUGCGCAGAACCAAAUCGAUAAAUUGCGUCCACUAUUAAAACUUGUUAUACAAAGAACUAAAGAGUUGCAAACAGAGAUAGAGCAAGACAUUUCCAAGAGAUACAAAAACAGAAUGGUACAUUUGACUGGAGGUGUAAAUACAUUGUAAAUGACAAGAAACGGAAUUGUUGAAUUAAUGUUCAAUGUAAGUAAUUUUUAAAUUAAAGCAACACAUGCGCGAAAAUAAAUCGAUUUUGCUAAUAUAGAAUAUAUCACAUAAUUUUUUUAUAAU